ACAAAACACUUACAAUGUCUACCCCUGUGAUUUUACACUUGAGAGCCGAGACUAAGCCUUUGGAGCACAGAGCUGCUUUGACCCCUACCACUACCAAGCAGUUGAUCGAUGCUGGUUUCAAGAUCUUUGUGGAAAAGAGUUCUCAGUCCACUUUUGCCAUUGAAGAGUACGAACAGGCAGGAGCUACUAUUGUUCCUGAAGGAUCGUGGAAGGAAGCACCUAAGGACAGAAUCAUCAUUGGAUUGAAGGAAUUGCCCGAAGACGAAACUUUCCCAUUGGUACACGAACAUAUCCAGUUUGCCCAUUGCUACAAGGACCAAGGUGGGUGGAAGGAUGUUUUGAGCAGAUUCCCAGCUGGAAACGGAACUUUGUACGACUUGGAGUUCUUGGAAAACGACACCGGAAGAAGAGUUGCAGCUUUUGGCUUCUACGCUGGUUUUGCUGGAGCAGCCAUUGGUGUAAGAGACUGGGCCUUCAAGCAACUCCAUCCUGACUCUGAGAACUUGGGAGGUUUGACUCCUUACCCCAAUGAAGACGGGUUGAUUGCUGACGUCAAGAAGGACUUGGAAGCAGCAUUGCAAAAGAAUGGAGGCCAAUAUCCUACUACCUUGGUGAUUGGUGCUUUGGGCAGAUGUGGUUCUGGAGCCAUAGACUUGUUCAGAAAGGUCGGAAUUCCAGAAGAGAACAUCACUAAGUGGGAUAUCCAAGAAACUGCUAAGGGCGGUCCAUUCAAGGAAAUCGUAGAGUCCGACAUCUUUGUCAAUUGUAUCUACUUGUCUCAACCAAUUCCUCCUUUCAUCGAUUACUCCAGUUUGAAUGUUCCAGACAGAAAGUUGAGAAUCAUCGUCGAUGUCUCGGCCGAUACCACCAAUCCACACAACCCUAUCCCAGUGUAUUCCAUUGCUACGGUGUUUAACGAUCCUACAGUAGUUGUUGAAACUACUGCUGGGCCAAAGUUGUCUGUCUGUUCUAUUGACCACUUGCCAUCUUUGCUUCCAAGAGAAGCCUCUGAGUUCUUCUCUAGAGACUUGUUGCCUUCCUUGUUGCAAUUGCCAGAAAGACAAACUGCUCCAGUAUGGACCAGAGCCAAGGCUUUGUUCGACAAGCACGUAGCCAGAUUGUCUGAGUAAGCUAUUUCUAAAAGAAUAUUAUUUUCAGAAAAUGAAACAAAUCUCAUUUUUUCGAAUUGUCUGAGUAAGCUUCGCUUGACUUAGAUCUUCAAUUCUCAAUUCUACGACUUUUGCUCCCAUUAAUUUUAUUACUUUAUAUAGUAUGUAUAGCAGGGUAAAUCUAUAAUACAUUAUCUACUUCUCU
Scheffersomyces stipitis CBS 6054 is the source of this 1314-nucleotide messenger RNA. It is a transcript of the gene LYS1, whose product is annotated as saccharopine dehydrogenase (NAD+, L-lysine-forming). NCBI's taxonomy places the organism in Eukaryota, Fungi, Ascomycota, Pichiomycetes, Serinales, Debaryomycetaceae. Gene Ontology annotation, molecular function: saccharopine dehydrogenase (NAD+, L-lysine-forming) activity. The coding region runs from base 15 to 1130 and encodes 371 amino acids. The record is from RefSeq and is a predicted model, not a curated record. The transcript has a single exon. Gene Ontology annotation, cellular component: cytoplasm.